CGACGCCGGGACAAACAGUCCGAUACGACACGCAGCGCGCUACGCCGCAAAGGAGUACGACUAGAUCACCAUGCUGAGGCUCGUGUGCGUUGUCGCGUGCGUGGCGCUGGCCGGCGCGGCCCCCAGCGGCCUGGGACUGGGACUCGGUGGUCUCCAGCUCGGCGGCCUGCAGCUCGUGCAGUCCCCGCAGUCCGUGGUCGUCGCCCAGCCCAGGCUGAUCGCCGCCGCCGCCCCCCAGACUGUGAUCGCCGCCCCCGCCUCCGUGGGCGCCACCAUCAUCGGCCCCCAGGCUCCUCAGGUCCUCGUUGCUGCCCCCGCGGCCGCCCCCGCCGUCGUCGCCGCCCCCAUCGCCGCCCCCACCACGCUGAUCGCCGGCCCCCGUGAAGCGGACGCCGUCGUGGUCGGCCCCCAGGCUGCCAGCGCCACCAUCGUCGGCCCUCAGGCCGCCCCCGCCCUGGUCGCCGCCCCCGCAGCCGUGGCCGCCGUGGCCGCCCCCACCACCGUGAUCGCUGGUCCCCGUGAGGCGGACUCCGUCGUGGUCGGUCCCCAGGCCGGCAGCGCGACCAUCGUUGGCCCCCAGGCCGGCAGCGCCACUGUCGUGGCUGCCGCCCCCGCCCCCGCUACCCUGGUGGCUGCCGCCCCCGCCGCUGCUACCCUGGUGGCUGCCGCCCCCGCCGCCACCACGCUGGUCGCUGCCGCCCCCCAGGCCGCCCUCGUCGGAGGCAUCAACACCCUCGGCCUCAACUCCCUGUCCAUUGCCGGUCUGGGUGGUCUCAGGAUCGCUGGCCACUGAUCUCUGACUUACUAAAGAGUGGAACUGAUCAAUUUUGUGCACUGGUAAAAUGGAACCAAAAUAAAACGCCCUUGAAUGAACGAAAA
Molecule: messenger RNA, 879 nt
Organism: Thrips palmi
Lineage: Eukaryota; Metazoa; Arthropoda; Insecta; Thysanoptera; Thripidae
Product: calphotin-like
Exons: 2
Coding region: 71-793 (240 amino acids)
Source: RefSeq, a predicted model, not a curated record